GUAAGUUCUACUUAAUUUAGUCGUAUUGCUACCUACUAAAUUCACAACCAUAAAAGUAAUCGUUCCCCUACUUUGCAGCCUUUAUUUCAUGAUGGAAUGAAAGAAUGGAGUUGCUGCAAGAAAAGAAGCCAUGAUUUCAGCUUAUUCUUGGAAAUCCCAGGAUGUAAGACGGGAAAGCAUACCACUGAAAAACCGGUGCUAGCAAAGGUAACUAAUACUACAACGAAAUCAACUAAUGCACCAACUCCUGUAGCUAAUGCCUCGUCUCUAGCUAAUGCAUCUUCAAGAGACAGUUGCUCGAGGUGCCGACAAGGGUUCUUUUGCUCGGACCAUGGCUCGGCGAAGGAUAUGAAUCCAAAACAGACAAAUGGAGUAAAAGUAACAGUUGCAGGAGCUGAAAGCAAAUCAGAAUUGCAGGAAAGUCUUCCUGCUCCAGUGAAGAAGACUGUUGGUAUAAAUGAGCCUCAAACUUGCAAAAAUAAGGGGUGUGGCCAAACUUUUAAAGAAAAGGAUAAUCAUGAUGCUGCUUGCAGUUAUCACCCUGGACCUGCUGUCUUUCAUGACCGACUGAGAGGGUGGAAAUGUUGUGACAUUCAUGUGAAAGAAUUUGACGAGUUCAUGACUAUACCUCCAUGCUCAAAGGGGUGGCACAAUGCGGAUGCAGCUUGAGAAAGUAAUUUAUCAGCAAACAGUCAAUCUUCUUUUCUCCCAUCAUCAAUCUAUAUUAUGGAAACUUUUAAUGUAUGUGCGCUAAUAUCUGUAACUGUGGGACUAGAUCGCUAGACUUAAGUUGUUGUGCAAGAACUUUGUUGUGUUUCUCCAAUCAUAAAUCAUGGAAUGAACUGAACGUCGUCAA
This is a messenger RNA of Daucus carota subsp. sativus, 856 nucleotides long. RefSeq names its product cysteine and histidine-rich domain-containing protein RAR1. Gene Ontology annotation, cellular component: cytoplasm; nucleus. Lineage: Eukaryota; Viridiplantae; Streptophyta; Magnoliopsida; Apiales; Apiaceae. Gene Ontology annotation, molecular function: Hsp90 protein binding. Bases 97 to 669 code for a protein of 190 amino acids. Gene Ontology annotation, biological process: defense response to fungus; defense response to bacterium. The record is from RefSeq and is a predicted model, not a curated record. The transcript is spliced from 4 exons.